UGGGUGUGUCAGUGUGUCUUAGGUUUGCAGGUAGCCUGAGUGAAGGAGCUCAUUUGCACACUGGCUUUGGUGGAAAUUGCAGUCUCCCUCAGAUACAGGCAACCUGAAACCAAGAAAGUACCGUUGGGAAGCUGCUGAAGAACCCAGUCUCAUAGGGGGAAAGGACCACAUAAAGCUGCCAAGAUGUGUGACAUGGGGGGACUGGAUAACCUGGUGGCCAACACGGCCUACCUGAAAGCCCAAGGGGGCGACGAUAAGGAGAUGAAAAAGCGGCGUCGCAGCUUGUCUCUUCCCAAGCCGGAGCAAUGCGCUUCAGCCAGAGGCUCCAUCGAAAAGGACUUCACAUUGAUUUGUGAAAGGCAGCCCAUAGGGAAAAAGUUUUUCCGUGAGUUCCUGGCGAACAAUCCCGAGUUCAAGCUUGCAGCUGAGUUCUUGGACGAGUUGUACGACUGGGAUCUGGCCGAAGGCGCAGCCAAAGACAAGGCACGCCAGAACAUCAUGAACAAGUACUGCAAACCUGACUCCAAGACCUACCUGUCCUUCCUUACUGGGGAGCCUGCGGAGAAAUGCAAAUCCAUCACAGAUGCAAACUUUGAAGAGGUGAUGAAAAGCAAGGUCCAAGAGGGUGUACGAGAAUUUCUGAAAAACAAACCUUUUACAGAUUACCAGGCCAGCCCAUUCUUUGAUAAAUUUCUCCAAUGGAAAGAGUAUGAGAAACAGCCCAUCAGCGAUAAAUACUUCUAUGAGUUCCGAACUCUGGGAAAAGGAGGCUUUGGAGAGGUGUGCGCCGUUCAGGUGAAGAACACAGGUCAGAUGUACGCCUGCAAGAAGUUGUGUAAAAAGCGGCUGAAGAAAAAGGGAGGUGAGAAGAUGGCCCUGUUGGAGAAGCAGAUCUUGGAGAAGGUCAACAGCCUGUUCCUGGUCAACUUGGCCUACGCUUAUGACACCAAGACUCACCUGUGCCUUGUCAUGACCCUGAUGAAUGGAGGAGAUCUCAAGUACCACAUCUACAACAUCGGCUAUGAUGGCAAGGGUGUGGACAAGGGCAUCGAGAUGAAACGCAUCAUCCACUACACGGCCCAGAUCACCACCGGCAUUCUCCAUCUGCACGACAUGGAUAUUAUAUAUCGUGAUAUGAAGCCCGAGAACGUGUUGCUCGACAGCUUUGGCCAGUGUCGACUUUCAGACUUGGGUUUGGCCAUUGAGCUUGCUCCUGGGAAGACAGUCACUCAGAUGGCCGGUACAGGAGCUUACAUGGCCCCUGAGAUUCUGACCAGAACUCCCUACCGGACAUCAGUGGACUGGUGGGCCCUGGGCUGCAGUAUCUAUGAGAUGGUGGCUGGCUACACACCUUUCAAAGGGCCCGAGAGCAAAAAAGAAAAGGUGGAGAAGGAGGAGGUGCAGCGCCGCAUUCAGAACGAGGAGCCAAAGUGGGAGCACAAGUGCUUCGAUACUCCCACCAAAGAAGUCAUCCAGCUCUUCCUCAAGAAAAAAAUCGAAGAGCGCCUGGGCAUGAGGAACAACAUGGAAGAUCCCAGGAAACACGAGUGGUUCAAGACCAUCAACUUUCCCCGUCUGGAGGCAGGGCUGGUGGACCCUCCCUGGGUCCCCAAACCCAACGUGGUCUACGCCAAGGACACCGGCGACAUCGCCGAGUUCUCCGAGAUCAAGGGCAUCGAGUUUGACGCCAAGGACGAUAAAUUCUUUAAGGAGUUCAGCACAGGCGCCGUGCCCAUUCCAUGGCAGCAGGAGAUGAUUGACACUGGACUGUUCGAUGAGCUCAAUGAUCCCAACAGAAAAGAGGGGGGCGGAGGCGGGGACGACGAGAAGAAGUCUGGCACGUGUACAGUGCUGUGACCGGGCACUUGCUUGGCAUGACGCAGCAGAUUCCAUUCGAUGAUUUGUUUCUCUCAGUCUCACGAAUGGCAACAUUGAUGUAAAAAAAAAAAGAUAGAAGAAGAAGUGGAUCAUGUUUCGUGAGAGGAGAGCACGAGCGCUUUUGUGAGGAUGCUCAGGGCUUAGAGAUCAGCUGCUCUUAAGGCAGCGUCAGUAAAAAUAUGAAAGAUGUGGUGAUGUAUUUUACACAUCAUUCCUGAUUCACAGGUUCUCUUGAAGACACGCAUAUCUAAUGUUGUAGACUUGCAACCAUACCGACCAAAAAAUGCUUUCUAGGAGUACAUUUUUUUUCCAUUAAAGAAAUUAGUGUUAGGAGAGUGUGCUUAAGGCCUUUGUGCCAGAAAUGCUGUAUUAUUUUAAUGAAAAAAUAACUAACUAAAAUAUGAAAACAGUAUUUGGAGGAUUACAAGCAGAGGCAACUUUAUAUUCAGAAUUACAUUUUGAACAAAAAUUCUAAAAACAGAUUCAAAAGUGGAAUGAUACUCUUAAAACAGGUCAGUUUUAGUGAACUAUGAAUUCGUAGCCCUACAAUAACAUUUACUGAUGCGGUGAAGAGGCCAGGUUCUUUUCAACCACAUUUGUAUCCUAAAUGAAGAUUUACAUCCAGGCGGUUGUCUGUACAAUCAACAGUUUAGUUUUAUAAGAAUUAUUAAAGCAAUUGUAAGUAUUGUAAAUAAAAAAAUAUAUCUAUAUGUGUGCACAAAGCAAGAAAAAAAAAAGUAAUAUCUAAGAUUUAGGCAUAUUUUACCAAAAAAGUAAGCAUACGGGCUGACUCCCCAAAGAGUCUCUCAGCAGUUGGUGCUCUGAGGCCCAACAUAAAUGGAGACUGAGGCCCUGGGAUGUUGUUGGUGAGAUGACAGCAGAAAUAGCAGCUCACUGCUGCACAAGACAGAAGAAAAUUUUGAGGAGUUGGGCAAUAAAUUCCUGCACCAGGAAUUCUCUGUCCAUGGCCCUGAAACACUGUGACAAUUCAGGGCUUUUUUCUUAGUUUGAGAUACAUGUGAAUAACUCAAACUAGCCAGAUAAUGGAAAACGGUCCACUAUUUGGGUGAAUGAGUUUAGAUACUUGGGAUAGGUAAAAAAAAACAAAAAAACUCCAUGUUAUUCUUGUUUACUUGUCUCAGGGUAACUAUAUACUUGAGUUUUUAAAAAAGACAGAUCAUGGAGUUUUUACAGGUAAUGUCUUUAUCAAAUAAAUGUAUGAUCAUGUACUUGUAAAUAAAAUGAGAGGAAAACUUUAGAAUCGUCAGAUGUAAGUCAGAUAUUUCCUUGAACCUUGAACCACUUGAAAAAAUUAAAAUAU
Menidia menidia (Atlantic silverside) is the source of this 3199-nucleotide messenger RNA. Lineage: Eukaryota; Metazoa; Chordata; Actinopteri; Atheriniformes; Atherinopsidae. The record is from the annotation of a GenBank genome assembly.